Molecule: messenger RNA, 3354 nt
Organism: Ixodes scapularis (black-legged tick)
Lineage: Eukaryota; Metazoa; Arthropoda; Arachnida; Ixodida; Ixodidae
Product: 17-beta-hydroxysteroid dehydrogenase 13
Exons: 6
Coding region: 196-1107 (303 amino acids)
Cellular component (GO): lipid droplet
Molecular function (GO): oxidoreductase activity, acting on the CH-OH group of donors, NAD or NADP as acceptor
Source: RefSeq, a predicted model, not a curated record
GAGCGCCCGCUUUGAACGGUCUGGCGGGGCAGGCGAGUGUAGGUGAGGGUCGCCGGCUCCGGCUGUUUGCUUGCCUCCCCUGCCGACCCGAGAGAGCGUGGGAGCCGCCUCAGCUCCUAGACCAGCCCCGGGAGAAAACUUGCUCGCUCUCCGCGCACCGAAGCACAGCGAUCACACCCCGUCAGUGACGACGACAUGGAAGUGUUACCCACGGUCAUGUUCAUCUGCGAGCUGCUCUGCCUCGUGGGACGCUGCAUCGUGUCCGUGUUGGUCUACGUGGCACGUCUCGCCUUUCCCGGGCCCAGGAAGUCCAUUCGGGACAACAUUGUGCUCGUCACCGGUGCAGGCCACGGCUUGGGACGGGAGAUUGCUCUCAAGUGCGCUUCGCUAGGUGCUACACUUGUGCUACUCGACAUAAACAAGGAGAACAACGACAGCGUGUGCGAGGAACUGCGGCAGCUGGGCCACACGGCGCACGCGUUCCAGUGUGACGUCACGUCGGAGGAGCAAGUCGAGGCCGUGGGCAACCGCGUGCUCGGCGCCGUGGGCCGAGUGGACGUGCUGGUGAACAACGCCGGCGUGGCCAUGAGCAAGGGCCUGCUCGCCCUCAAGCACAGCCAGAUUAGACGUACCUUCGAAGUGAACACGCUGUCCCAGUUUUGGAUGGUGAAACACUUCCUUCCGUCCAUGAAAGAAAGGGGAGAGGGUCACAUCGUCUCCAUCGCGUCGGCGGCAGGCCUCAUGGGCUCGCCUUUCAUGACGGACUACUGCGCUUCCAAGUUCGCUGUCCUUGGCUUCAUGUACGCCCUGGAGGAAGAGCUCUACCAGACGGGCGUCGAGAACAUCAAGUUGACCACCGUCUGCCCGCUCUUCAUCAACACGGGACUCUUUAGCAACGUUGCAGCGAGGUUCCCCGUGCUAACGCCGAUCAUGGACACGAAAUCGGUGGCUUCCGUCAUCGUGGACGCCAUCCUGCGAGAAGAGGCCCUGAUCGUGGUCCCUAGGAUAAUCGAAGUGAUGUACAAGCUUCUCAAGCCCUUGCCCGAGGACGCCCAGAGGGCGAUCCAGCGAUUUCUGGCGUGCUCCAUCCAACAACCGAAAGCAUGAUGGCGUCUCGACCUAAGUGGUGCACGGCCCGGUGGGCCCUGGUUGACAUCUAUAAAUUCCGCCGAGUCAUGGCGCGGUGGGACCACAUCUGCCACGGCAUGCACCCGCCUGGCCGACAAGCCUUUGCCGCACCUCCGACUCUCUGGACACGAACAGUCGGAACUGCUGCGUCGUAGCUAUGGCGUCGUGCGUCUUUGUGGCGGUGGUACACACCUAUCGUAGCGAUGGUACUGGUGGGGACGGGGAAUUAGCGAUAUCAUCGGGGUGCAAGAGCUGUGACUGCUGCCGCCGAAUCCUGCAGUCGGAUAUCCAUACUUCUGGUAGUUAUUAGGGACAGACGUGAACGAUUUGUAUUCGCUGGAAUCGCUUGGGAAUCUUCGGAGUACCGCAAUCGGACCUUAUACCGGCACUUCCUGGGAUAGAGAGUUUGUGGAUGCGGGAUAUGUUUUGAAUACGGGAUGACACCAAUUCGAAUCAUGCUGGGUUCUAUUUUUACGCUCCAAACCAACGAAGGGCAUCUGGCACGCCCCAGCGGAGGACUGUGGAUUCGUUUUGACCACUUGGAAAUCUUUACAGUUGCAAGCGAAAUGUCGAUUACAGGGCGUAUUCUCCCUCAACAGGCCUCUGUCAGAUUGCUGAUGCCUCGGCCGGUAUUCGAACCUGCUUCCUGGGGAACCGCGUAAGCUGGCGCUUUGCCUAACUUUUAACAACUCGUGACGUCAAGCGUCUCGUGAUGUGACGGGUUGUUUUCACUAGGAACGUCAAGCAGUCCCGUUCGCCAUAUCUCCAUCAGCGUGUAAACGAAUACUAGCAGAUUGCAAAGUCCUGAGUGCUGAUUGAGGAAUGUGAACAAACGUCGCGGGUUUGAUCAAAUGUUAAGUACGAUAUGCCUGUAACACGCCAUUUUAUACGGCGCUCUCAACAAUACGGGAUCGUUAUGACGUCAUGACAUGUAAUGUGAUGAAAGGGUUUGUUAUAGGAGGUGUAAAAAAAAAAACGUGUCCCCCAUAUCAUUUCUGAGCGGUGUAGCCGGUACGUCCGAUAGUGUCCUCCUAUGUUUCAUAAACAGCUUUCGAGCGGCGACUAAACGAAAUCUAGAACCAACAGCAGAAACGCACAACGUCCCAAAAAUUUCACCAAGCACUUUCAACGCAAAUAUUUCUUGUCUUCUGGUUUAGGAGCGCUCAACACGACCAAAUUAGCGCAUGUUUAUUCCAUGUAAUCUUGAGCCUCGUUCAAAAACUCGCUAGCAUCACGAACUAGUUAAUGACACUUCGCUUUUACAUAGAACUUCUCGGCAAUACUUGACGGCGACUUGCUGGUGGCGCGGUUAGGAGUAGAAAUGGCUGUAGCACGCGUACACGACGCAUUCUCCUCAUUACGCCAUUAAUCCCACACUCAAAACAAACAAAAAAAAAAGGACGUGAGUUCGUUUUUCUGCGGGUCAAGGAGACAGCCACUCCCGGCGCGCAAUGAAAAGAUUCCAGCAAAUGACGAAACUCAAUAUACAAUUCGAUUAAAAAAAAGUAUGCAAUGUGUGUAGAAACAAUGAACUAUUCAACGUGUUGUGUUUGUCCCCUUUUUGUAGCCUCCGGCUUAGGUUUUAAAGAUGUUUAUAGCCAUCGUCCCUGCGCUAGGUGGCGCAUGUUACCGCCCGUUAUAAAAAGUACAGCCGUUAGCAUCCAUCUACCCAUCAGAUUUUUUUUUGUCGUAUAUCGAGUUUUUCUUUUUUUUUUUUUCUUGUUGGAAUUUUUUUAAUUUUUCGCCGUCAUCGGCUGUGUCCGAGUUGCACUAAAAAAAGAACUCAAAGCUUUUUUUUUUUUUUUUUAAAGUGUAGCUUUGAAGCGUCUUGGUGGAAAAUGCCCCAAACACUCGUGUGGAUGGAAAGGGAGAUGCUGCGGUACUCGGUAGAAUCCCCGAGCGAUUCCAGUAUUUAUGACUGUGCAGGCUUGCCAUUUUCGAGCACCUGGUGGUGAGUGAAACUGCUGCGUGUGGACAAUAAUCAGGGUCAAACGGGAGAGCUCAGAUUUACACGUUGCCAGACUUUGAAACUGACUUUUGUAAUCAGAAAAGUGUCAGUUUUCGUACGAUGUCUUUUUGUUUACUUGGGGGGCGAACCUUGUUCCGGCGAAUCUGUUCCUAAGGGAACCCAAAUUCGGAGCCGCGGAGGUGGAAUAUAAGUGUUAGACUAAGUAACAUUUCGCGGAAACAUAGAAAUGUAAAAUAAAACGUAUACAGUUAUCAGUU